AUGCCACGCCGUCCUCCCUUCAAGGCCCCCUAUCGGCACAAAGGCGCCCAUGACAGCAAUCCUCGCGAGAACACUCGUUCUACAUCCGCCUCUACCACCACCUCACGGCGCUCUUCAGUGCGGGCGGAUCCAACUGCGCGGUCUGGGACCAGCAGACCCCAGGUCCAGAUUCGUAGAGGGCCGUUCCUGGAUGAUACGUCCCUUGACCUGCCUUCUGAAGCGAGUCAUCGCGUCGAUGAAAACGAUGGCUUGCUGAAUGAAAUCGUCAUGGCUGUCGACUUGAAUACUCGUGGAACAGUGGGUUGUUGCUACUAUAUUGCUUCUGAAGAAAGGCUUUAUUUCAUGGAGGAUGUACAGUUUGGCCAUGUUGAUGUUGUCGACUCUUUGAGGAUAUACAUCGACCCUACAGUCAUCCUGGUCUCCACCAAGAUCGACGACAAAGUCAUUGACUGUUUUGACCCUGACGCCAAGAGCGGCGACAAUGACCAAUUUCGCCUUCCAUUUCUGCUCGAAAUCAGACCACCGAGCGAAUUCAACUAUGAUUGUGCAAAGAACAAGCUUGCAAACCUUCGUUUGGGAGAAGAUGAUGAUACCCACAUCGAAUUCAACAUUCCAGGAGAGCUUGCCACUGUAGGCCAUCCGGGAAAAGGCCAAUCAGCAGGUCAGCAGGGGCAGCUUCUCCGACUCGCAGGGUGGAUUGAUCUUGAGAGCCGCUCAACGGUCGGAUGCGCUGGAGCACUGAUAUCGUAUCUGCAACGUCGACGAGCAGCAGCGUACCUCCCCGGUGAUCGUUCCGCAGAUCUCAUGUUCCGCAUCUCGAAACUGGAAAUGUGCAGUCUUCGCGAGACCAUGUUCAUCAACACCGAUACUCUUCAUUCUUUACAGAUCAUGGGGGCUGAAUCACAUCCGAACUCGCAUAAUAAGGGUCCGACCAAGGCCACCUCGGGCGACAAAGAAGGUCUAUCUAUAUAUGGCCUGUAUCAUCAUUUAGCACGAACACAGCAAGGAAGGUUUCUCUUAAGACAGCAAUUCCUACGCCCAAGCCUAAACCUGGAUGUCAUCAAUGAAAGGCUGGAUACCGUCAGUAUCUUCACUCGUCCUGACAACGACUCAGCACUACAAGCACUUGUUAAAAACCUGAAAAACCUGGGAAACAUGCGCGUCACGAUGGUCAAUCUUAGAAAAGGAGCAAGCAGCUCGACAAGAGGGACUGGAGGAUUUGCCAAGAGCAUAUGGAUGUCUAUCCGAGCCUUUGCUUUUCAUGCUCUGAAGAUCAAAGACACACUUCAGGAUGUUAUCGGCGGAGAAAACCUGGUCAUCAGAAAUAAGGUCUUCGAAAAGCUCGAAGGUUACCACCUGGCUCAGAUUGGGCGAAAGAUCAGUGAAACCAUUGACUUAGCUGGCUCAGCAGAAGAGGGUCGCACUGUCAUCAUGCCUGGCAUCGACGAAGAGUUAGACCAGAUGAAGUUGACUCUAGAUAGUCUUGAUGACCUCCUCAAUCAGGUAGCGAGAAAAUUAUCCGAGAAGAUGCCUUCUGGUCUGCGUGCUACUCUGAAUGUAAUCUACUUCCCUCAGAUAGGCUUUCUCUGCACAACGCCGAUUGAUCCAGAUACAGGCGGUGCAGUUUACGAUGGCAGUCUCGACCAUCCUUGGGAGAGGAUGUUUGCAACGGAAGAUCAGAUUUACUUCAAAAACAGCGAAACGAGAGAAAUGGAUGAGCACUUCGGCGACGUUUAUGGCAUCAUUGCAGAUAGAGAGAUUGAAAUCAGCCAUGAACUCGCCCAAUAUCUGCUCCAGUACGAAGAACUCUUGACUAGCUGUUCUGAUAUCUGCGGAGAGCUUGAUAGUUUACUGGCCUUGGCUCAGGCUGCAAAGAUCUAUAAGCUUUGCCGUCCCGAGAUUACGUACGAAAACACUAUACGCAUCAAGGGAGGACGUCAUAUGCUCCAGGAGCUUUUGGUGUCUUCUUUCGUCGCAAAUGAUACUGCAAUGAAAGGAGGCGACGGAGAGGUCGCAAGUGAGCAACAUGACGACCGUCUGUUUACCAGUCCAACAAUCCGUCAAGCGCAUGCAUAUGAAAACAAUCCGAGUAUGCUCAUAUUAACUGGUCCUAAUUACUCAGGAAAGAGUGUAUAUCUCAAGCAAGUUGCUUUGAUUGUCUACAUGGCGCACGUUGGGGGAUUUGUACCGGCAGACACUGCAAGGAUCGGGCUGACGGACAAGAUCCUCUCCCGAGUUACUACGCGCGAGACGGUGUCCCAUUACCAAAGCUCUUUUAUGCUUGAAUUGCAGCAAAUCUCGCUUGCUCUAAGCCUAGCCACGCGCCGAAGCCUCCUACUCAUAGAUGAAUUUGGUAAGGGCACUGCAUCAAGCGACGGAGCCGGCUUAGCUUGCGCAGUUAUGGAAUACUUGUUGAAUUUGGGCAGCGAAAGGCCAAAAGUUAUCGGAGCCACCCACUUCCAUGAAAUCUUUGAGAUGGACCUACUAAAACCUCGACCUACACUUGGAUUUGGAUACAUGGAAGUACGCGUUGAUACUGAAGCGAAGAAAAUCAACAGCCAAAUCACCUACCUGUACAACUUCCGAGAAGGUCGAAGCACCUCGAGUUUCGGCACGUGCUGUGCUGCCAUGAAUGGCGUUCCAUCUGAGAUUGUACAGCGUGCCGAAAACCUUAUACUUCUUGCAGCACGGGGGGAAGAUCUUAUUUCAGCAUGCUGUCAAGUACCAGAGGACGAGAUAGUCGAGCUAGAGGAGGCAGUAAGUGUGGUCUUGAAUUGA
Molecule: messenger RNA, 2778 nt
Organism: Bipolaris maydis ATCC 48331
Lineage: Eukaryota; Fungi; Ascomycota; Dothideomycetes; Pleosporales; Pleosporaceae
Source: RefSeq, a predicted model, not a curated record